AUGGUCGAGGGAAAUUGUUCUGAUGACUCGAAUCGCCUGCCCAGUUCGGUGUCGUGAGUGCACAAGAUCGCUCCGGUGAUCGCCAGGUACUCGCUUCGGCAUGCCGUCCCCCACCCACGCCCGUACUGAAGCCCCACUAUGAUCCCACUGCAUCUGCCGCCGUGUGCGACCCCACGUGCAGGCCAUCGCACUACUCGAUCCGCUUACUCACCGACUUGGAGGCUCUGCUCUACAAAGGGGCUUCCAUCACCACCUUGACCGUACAUGAACCCAUCGAAUGCAUCACCCUCCACGCCGCAUCACCCUUGGUCCUCCACGAAUCCAACGCGUUCCUCUUUUCGACCCAAUCGGCUUUCGCCCAAGAAAGCCACGCGCCCAAGCGGCGGUUGGACCACGUCGAGUACGACGGAGAAAAGGCCAAACUGUUCUUCCAUGGUGGCAAGAUUGAACCAGCCGAGUACAAGAUGGCGUUGAGGUGGCAUGGCGAACUCAAUCGGUCCAUGAAAGGGUCCGUAUCUGUUUUUUCUGCGACACUUGAAGCAGGGGCCGAGCGUCACCACGCUGACGGUCUGAGAUAUGCGGUGUAACCGUCGCAAUCUGGUCCGGAAAGCAGAUACUACACCUCGACUUACCCACGCAAGGGCGGCGAGGAGGGGCAGACCCAUGUCUUUGCCUGUACCCAGUUCCAACCAACAUCGGCAAGAAGAGCUUUCGUGAGCCAUACCGCUCACUGUUCGCGAUUUGACCGCGCCGAGCUGAUAGCACCCUUUCAUCCCGCAGCUUUGCUUCGAUGAACCCCACUUCAAAGCCAUCUGGCAGUUGUCGAUGAUCUCCAGGGUCCGCACGACCUCCCUUUCCAACAUGCACGUCGACCAUGUCGACAUCAUGCAAGAUCGCCAACGCUUCCCCAUCGAUGAACUACUUGAUGACGACUUUUACUCUGACGCAAAGGCUACCGACCAAGAUUCCACCGGCAACAUCGAAUUCGAUCAGGCAAAGGGUGAGCUCGGGGUUUCCAAGGCUCCGAGCGAGACCGAUCAAUCGAUUGUUGAGACGGAUUGGAUCGUUGUUUCGAAAGCAAAAGAUUGGCACAUCGUGCAUUUCCACCCGACCCCUUUGCUGUCGUCUUACCUCGUCGCUUUCGCGAACGGUCAAUUCGAGUACCGCGAGGAUCAUUUCACUUCGGUCGGAAUGGAUGGCAGGACAAGAGAUGUGAUUUUGAGGUUCUAUGCGACGUGGGAUCAGAUUGACAAGACGCUGUUGGCGCUCGAAACGACGAGGAGAUUGGUGCCCAAGUGGGUAUUGCCCAGCUCACUCAGAACCUGACGGAAUAAGGUACUCAUCACUCUUUGUACUGUAGAUACGAGCAAGUGUUUGACAUCCCGUUCCCGCUCCUCAAACUCGACACCCUCGUCGUCAACGACUUUGAUCUCGGAGCGAUGGAGAACCUCGGUCUCCAGAUGGGCCGCACCUCGGCGUUUUGAUGAUUCCAAAGGAGGGUCGGUUGCGUCGAGGAAGGGUGUCGUUUCCAUCACGUCGCACGAGAUCAGUCAUACCUGGUUCGGUGACAUGGUAUCGAUGGACUGUGAGUCUUUGAUGCGACCGUGCUCCGUGGCCUUCCUGAGCUGAUCCGCCUGAGAACUGGAUUUACCAGGGUGGUCCGGCCUCUACCUCAGCGAGGCGUUCGCCACACUCAUGGGAGAAUGUCUCAUGAUAGACCGUCUCGAACCUACUUGGAACGUCCAAGCCUCCUUCAUAUCCGAACACCUCGGCCGCGCACUCAAACUCGACGCCCUGCGCUCCUCGCACCCCAUCGAGGUCCGAGUCCCCGACGAAGCUGCCAUCUCGCAAGCUUUCGAUGGUAUCAGUUAUUCCAAAGGAGCAAGCGUCUUGAAGCAGUUGUGUCGGUGGAUCGGCGAGGAUAAAUUCAUAGAAGGGGUGACGAUCUAUCUCAAGAAGCAUCUGUGGGGGAAUACGAAGACGAUAGAUUUAUGGGAAGGGAUUGCGAAGAGCUCGGGCGAGGAUGUGGCCAAGGUCAUGGAUAAUUGGGUCAACAAGGUCCGUCACAAUGGUGCUAGAGGAUUUCAUCUCGACCCACUAGCUGACAAGGGUUUAGACUACAGAUUGGCUUCCCUUACGUGAAGGUCGAAGAAAGCCUCAAAGGGCUCAAGUUGACCCAGCACCGGUUCCUCAGCUCUGGAGAUGCUACUGUAAGCGACGCGAUACCCCCGCACGUCUAAUACUGACAAAUUACUCCUCUGCCGGUCAUAGGCCGAGGAGGAUGAGACACUGUGGCACAUCCCUCUACAAUUGUUGACCGUGGAUCCCAGGACUGGCGAACGCAAAGUAAACCGAUCUCUUCUCUUCUCGGAUCGCGAGAUGGAGAUCGCCUUGCCUGAUAUCGAGAAGGGGAUUUACAAGCUCAAUGCCGAAUCUUGCGGUGUUUGUGAGUGCACCUCUUCGACUGACUGGCGCUCGGAAUCGCUAACACUGACUUUGAACAGAUCGUGUUCUAUACCCCGCCUCUCGUCUCGAGCGCCUCGGCGAGGAAGCCAUCCGACCCGACUCGUCCCUUUCCCUGACCGAUCGAAUGGGCUUGAUCCAAGACGCUUCCGUGCUCGCCUCUUCAGGCUACUCGAAAACGUCCUCCUUCCUAGCGCUCGCCGACCUCAUCGCACCGACAGAGAAGGAAUACCUCGUCUUUUCUGAAAUCUCCUCCGCUUUGAGCGCGAUCUCGAGUGUUUGGUGGGAAGAGAAUGAGAGCGUUCUGGAGGGAUUGGCCAAGUUGAAGAAGCGGUGGUUUGCCAAGGAGGCGAAGAGACUGGGUUUGGAUCCUAUUGAGAGGGAGAGGUUGGAGGACGUCGAGUUGAGGGCGUUGAGUUGGUCCGCGAUGGCUUCGAGUGAGGAUCCCGCGUGAGUUCUGAGGAAUUACGACCGAAUCCAAGAUCUGCACGUUGAGGCUUGGACUGGUGUGACUGGUCCUUCCAUCCACAGCACGAUCAAAGAGUUUCAAAGGCGCUUUCGGCCCUUCGUUGAAUCAAACGACAGUUCCCUCAUCCCUUCCGACCUCUUCCCCACCAUCUUCCGCACUUGCGUCCAACACGGUGGAGCAGAGGAAUUUGCAAAAGCGCUCCAAGUCAUCUUCGCGCGACCCAACCCCGUGCAAUUCUCAGCUGCCGUAUCGGCACUGUGUUCGACACGGGACGAGAAGAGGUUGCAAGAAACGCUCGAGUUCGUCUUGUCGAAGCAGGUCAAGACGCAAGAUAUCUCGUCCUUCUUCACGUGGCUUUCGAUGAACCCAUUGGCGAAACGAAAGCUGUGGGGGUUGUUGAAAAGUAAUUUCGAUGCGUUGGUCGAGAGGUUGGAUGGGAAUUUCCAGGCGCCCUACAUCUUUGGGAAGGCGUUCAAUACCUUUACGACGGACAAGGAUGCGGAUGAGGUCGAACACUUUUUCGAGGGCAAGGAUACCCAUAUCUUCCAGCAGGCUUUGGAUCAGGUGAGUUGUUCAAUUGCUGGGGAGCGGCAUGUAGAAUGCAGAAUAUCCUGAUGUUAAUUUUCUUUUUGGCGUCGAUACAGGGCCUCGAAGCGAUCCGAGCCAAUGCCGCAUGGCUCCGAAGGGACCGAAAAGAUCUCCGCACCUGGCUCCAAAAGAACAAUCACAUCUCCGCAUAA
Molecule: messenger RNA, 3672 nt
Organism: Microbotryum saponariae
Lineage: Eukaryota; Fungi; Basidiomycota; Microbotryomycetes; Microbotryales; Microbotryaceae
Source: the annotation of a GenBank genome assembly